Molecule: messenger RNA, 1008 nt
Organism: Scomber japonicus (chub mackerel)
Lineage: Eukaryota; Metazoa; Chordata; Actinopteri; Scombriformes; Scombridae
Product: major histocompatibility complex class I-related gene protein-like
Exons: 6
Coding region: 1-1008 (335 amino acids)
Biological process (GO): immune response
Cellular component (GO): external side of plasma membrane
Source: RefSeq, a predicted model, not a curated record
AUGAGACUCAUUGUGUUUAUCAUCUUUUUUACAUCAUGCAAUUUUGCAUUUUCAGUAAAGCACUCCCUGAGCUAUAUUCUCACCGCUACGGAUGGAGUCCCAAACUUUCCGGAGUUUAUGGCUGCUGGAGUAUUUGAUGAUGUUCAGAUGGCUUACUGCGACAGCGACAGAAAACGUAUAGAACCCAGAACAAGCUGGAUGGACAAAUUAUUAAAAGAAAAUCCUGAUGUUCUUCAGUGGCACUUUGAUAAGUGCCACAAUAACCAGUACAGCUUCAGACACCAGAUUAAUAAUGUGAAGCAGCGCUUUAACCAAUCUGAAGGUGCCCACGUGUUUCAGAGGAUGAAUGGCUGUGAAUGGGAUGAUGAGACUGGAGACAUCACUGGUUUUAGUCAAUUUGGCUACGAUGGUGAUGACUUAAUAGCAUUGGACCUGGAUACAUUGACAUGGAUCGCUCCAACGCAACAGACAGUGAUGAUCAAACAUGACUGGGACAGAGAUACACAGCUAAGUCUAUUUUGGAAGAAUGCCAUUAUCCACGAUUGCAUGGAAUACCUUAAGAAGUUUGUGCACUGUGCGAACAGCACAGUGCAAGCAAAAGACCUUCCCUCAGUGUCUCUCCUCCAGAAGACUCCCUCCUCUCCAGUCAGCUGCUUUGCUACAGGUUUCUACCCUGCCAGAGCCAAGAUAUUCUGGAGGAAAGAUGGAGAAGAGCUUCAUGAGGACGUGGAGCUUGGAGAGAUCCUGCCCAACCAUGAUGGAUCCUUCCAGAUGAGUGUUGACCUGGACCUUUCAUCAGUCACAUCUGAAGACUGGAGGAGGUAUGAAUGUGUGUUUCAUCUCUCUGGUGUGAAGGACGACAUCAUCACCAAACUGGACAAAACUGUGAUCAAGACCAACUGUGGUAAGACUGGAAUCAGAUGGAACUUGAUACUUGGCACGGUCGUCCUCAUCAUUGCUUCAGUGACUGGUCUUGCUCUCUUCAUCGCUACAUUGGGUGGAUACUGA